GAGCGCCUGCAAAAACUCCCCUCAGGUGGCGCGACCCGACGCGAAAGGCUCAGCGAAAGGCUUAGUACGCUGGCCAUAGUGUUUAUUCUUUAGUAAACAUGAGUGAAAAUUCUGUGGUGGUCGACUUGUCACGCAAGAGCCCGUCUGCAACGACUGUAGCGCGCACACUCCAAGAGUUCAACAAGGAAGUGACGUCCAAAAACAACAGCAAAAUUCUUUCAACCGAGAAAUGGCAGUCUCUGGGGUCAAUUUUGGUCGGAGCAGCUUCGUGCUUGGAUGACAACAACGGGAUCAAGUCUAUUCAUAGACCACUCGUGGACACGUUUCGCUUCAUGCGCAAUGCAUGUGCUGGAAUCGUGGACAAUGUCAUUUCUGUUGUCAGUCAGCCAGCGUUGUUGAACAGUACAGUGCAGCUGGUGAGGCACUUCUCCGAAGGCCAAGCCAACGUUCCAGUCAAUGACAGUGCAGGAAUCGCCGCGCUGCAGUGCGGGCUUCAGUUCCUGGGCAACUUGGUGUCCUCCUGCGAUGAAGCCAAAGAACUCGUUUGGAAGGCAAUGUUUGUCCAGGACCCUUCCCUAUUCUCUAAAUUACUAGCGGACAAAGAUGCCAAAGUUCGCCUGCACUCCAGCAUGCUGCUCUACAACUGCCUGUCCCCUGAAAGAUGUCAAGCAUUGCUGGCAGACAUGAGCUCAUCUGUCACCAUUUCCUGCCUGACUGACAUGCUAGCCAGAGCUGACUCGGAAUGGAGUUUAUUCACAUUGGGCUUACUUGUACAAAAUGACUUCUUCCACCAUGUCUAUCCUGUGCUGGAUCUCAAGUCUCGGUGCGUGAUCUUAGACGUCAUCAUUGACAAAUUGGAUAAACUCGAGGCAGAAGGCGAGGACUCCAUAAUUUCAUCAUCGCUGCUCGAAUACCUGUGUGAGCACUUCAGGGGACGAGUCAUGGAUAUUGUGAAGACGGCACAGCCAGAGGCCAUGCACGAUGACCUGGAUCCUGUUGAAAUAAUCAAAGUGCUCGAACUCCUAUGCGCAGCAUCCAUUCAUCCAAGCUUUUCUAGCGUUCUGAAGGAAAAUGAAGCUCUACUUGAAAUGGUAGUAGAUAUCCUAAAGACCGUUCACUUCCUUGGAAAGGCAGAGAAAAAUGUCUUCAGCCCUGUUCAGCACAUCGAUGACUUGGCAGAAGCGCAGGAUGGCGCCUCAGAGUUGGCAGAGAAUCCAGUGUUUGGCUUCAAGAGGAAGCUUGUUCGUCUUAUCGGAAACCUGUGCCAUGCAUCCAGAAAGAACCAGGACUUGGUGAGGAAUAUGGAGGGUAUUCCGCUCAUCUUGGACGUCUGCAACUUAGAUGCUCGAAACCCAUACAUCAUACAGUGGGCCGUCCUCGCUGUGCGAAACCUCUUGGAAAACAAUCUGGAGAACCAGGCGAUCGUCGCUGGUCUAGUCAAGAAAGGAGUCGUCACGGACAGCCCGCUGCUUACGGAGAUGGGAGUCCGACUAGAGCGUGAUCCGUCAGCCAAGUCCUCUCAGUCAGUUGUUGGUCGGUUGAUCAGCGGAUCAUGGCUGGAAGUAGCGAGCUCAACGCGAGCACCUCGUGAGAGACUCGCGUGCUACUCAACUGUGAUAAUGUUACUGAGUGCAUUUUAUUUCCAGAGUUUGCUUGUCUGCGUUCCUCGGUGAAAGAGUCAGAAGGAGGUUGAUUAUGGCAGAACUUGGCUGCAUGUAUUAGAAGCAGCUGUUUAUCGAACACAGUUUUCUUUGGGCUUGUUUUUGAUAUCACGGAGGGUGCGUGUGCUUGAGUCUGUGAACACAAGCUCUACUUUCAAUAAACUUAACAUUUUCAAGAACACGUCACUGGUACUGUUCUGGGAUAGCCUGAAUAGCCUCAUCCUCAGAGUUGUAUUUGAGCAUGUCCAAUAUUGAAUAUUUAGCUUACUCAUUAAAAAUGCAAUGGGUGAGA
Ornithodoros turicata is the source of this 1953-nucleotide messenger RNA. RefSeq names its product ataxin-10-like. Gene Ontology annotation, biological process: neuron projection development. The transcript is spliced from 12 exons. NCBI's taxonomy places the organism in Eukaryota, Metazoa, Arthropoda, Arachnida, Ixodida, Argasidae. Gene Ontology annotation, cellular component: cytosol. The record is from RefSeq and is a predicted model, not a curated record. The coding region runs from base 99 to 1673 and encodes 524 amino acids.